AUGGCCGAACAAUAUCUUCCCGAUUCGACAGAUUGGCUCUCAACGCCCCUUAGCGCUCUUGCCGCUGUUGAGAACGCAUUGCGAUGUCAGGUGUGCAAGGACUUCUUCAAGACGCCCAUGAUCACUAGCUGCUCCCAUACAUUCUGCUCCCUGUGUAUUAGACGAGUACUGUCCAGCGAUGGCAAGUGUCCGCUUUGCCGUGCGACAGAACAAGAGAACAAACUGCGAAGCAAUUGGUCAUUAGAAGAGGCUGUACAAGCCUUCAUCAGCGCCAGGUCCGCAACUUUAGAAUUGGCACGGGGGGACAAGCUCCAGCCAUCGGCGCCGAAGCGAAAGACGGCGGAAGAACAUCACGACACUGAUGGUGCGCCGAAUGGCAAACGGCUGCGUUCGUCCGCGCGAUUACAGAAAACUCAGCCUGCAGCUCCUAUGACAGAACAAACAGAAGAUGACGGAACUAUCGAAGUGCCAGACAGUGACGACGAUGGUGAAUAUCAACCAGAAUUAGACGAUGGUCUUGUGGCGUGUCCAGUCUGCCAAGAUCGAAUGAAGGAAUGGCAGGUCUUCAAGCACCUGGAAACAUGUACUGGUCCCAAGACGAAACCGCACCGAACCCAUGCGAGCAGUUCCAGCUCAAUAUACAGCCAACAACGACAGCCCGGGACGGCGCCAGAAAGACUCCCCACAAUCAAUUAUUCUAUGUACAAAGAACAGGCGCUGCGCAAGAAAAUGGCUGAUCUAGGCAUAUCGAACCAGGGCCCCCGUGCUUUGCUUGAACGUCGGCACAAAGAAUGGAUGACAAUAUGGAACUCAAAUUGUGAUGCUGCACGGCCUAGAAAGCGCCAUGAAUUAUUACACGAUCUGGAUGUCUGGGAGAAGACGCAGGGAGGACGGGCCCCGACUACUGGGCGGGCUGUUCAAAACGCGGCCAUCAUCAAAGACAAAGACUUCGAUGCCGCAGCUUGGGCAGCUAAGCACGACACCUCCUUUAAAGACUUGAUCGCAAAUGCCAGAAAGACGAGGCUUGACGCAAAAAGGAAGGCUGAGGAAGCAGCGAAAGAAACUGAAAAGGAACAGAAUGCCAAUACACUUCCUCAAGUGCAGGGUUCGGAGGCUUUUGAGCAACAACAUUCCUCCCAAGAUGGGCGCGCCUUGUUACCGUCCACGACCAGUCCGUCAGAGGGUCAAGAAGUGUCACAAAAAGUUAGUGGGCUAGUAGUCCCCAACAUGGCGGGACCAAGAGGCACAACUCAUCAAGCAUCAUCACAACUGGACCAAGGUAUCUCAUAUUCCGAUGAGCGGUUGGAGGAACCUUCAAGAUCUCAACCCGCUAUCAGCGACAGAUCAAAUAUGGACAGACAACCAAUGUAUAUGCACACAGAUGGGAACCUGCAUGACACAACAAUAAAUCACUCCUGA
Molecule: messenger RNA, 1419 nt
Organism: Fusarium coffeatum
Lineage: Eukaryota; Fungi; Ascomycota; Sordariomycetes; Hypocreales; Nectriaceae
Exons: 2
Coding region: 1-1419 (472 amino acids)
Biological process (GO): protein monoubiquitination; DNA damage tolerance
Cellular component (GO): nucleus; Rad6-Rad18 complex
Molecular function (GO): single-stranded DNA binding; ubiquitin protein ligase activity
Source: RefSeq, a predicted model, not a curated record